CCGUUUCCGGUUUCUGAAAAUUUGUUAUUGUUGAUGUUAUUUUUUAUCGAGUUUUCUGAGAUAUUUCAGUGUAUUGAAAUAACGACACUGCUUGUCACAAGUCUGUUAAAAGCAGGGUACAAUUAAGGACAAAAGAACGAAAUGACGAUACAAAUGUAUUCGUCUGAAAUGUUGUAGUGGCUUGUUGAAUUUGCGGGAUUCAAAAUGUCAAAUCUACCGUGCCAUGGCGGUAAAUUUAAAUUUGAUAUGAGUACCGAUCAACGAGAGACAUAAGGAAGAUUCUAAUGGAGCCCAAGCCCGCGUGUUUUGGACAGGCUGAGUUCUCCGAUGAGGAACACAGUGCCAUCCAGAAUGCUCUCCGCCAGCGACUCGGCCCAGAGUUCAUCAGCCAGAGAACGGGCGCUGCAGGACUCAAGCUGGCCUACAUCGAGGGAUGGCGACUGAUCAAUCUCGCUAAUGAGACGUUUGGCUUCAAUGGUUGGUCGCACUCUGUGUCUCACCAGACUGUGGAUUUUGUUGAUCAUAACAAUGGCCGCUUUUAUGUUGGUGUCAGUGCUCUGGUCAAAGUUCAGCUGAAGGAUGGAGUGUACCAUGAGGACAUCGGGUAUGGAGUGAGUGAGGGACUCCGGUCUAAGGCUUUGUCUAUCGAGAAGGCGAGGAAGGAGGCUGUCACUGAUGGACUCAAGAGAGCUCUCAAGAGUUUUGGAAACUGUAUGGGCAACUGUCUCGGAGACAAGGAGUACCUGAAGUGUAUCAGUCGAACCCCCAAACCUCCCCCAGAAGCUUACAAGGUGGAAGAUAUGAAGCAUCAGACAAUUGACAACUCCAUUGCAAAGUCACGCAAGAGGUCAACAUUUCCCCGCCCAUAUGCAUAUGGAGUGAACAGGGCAGGGCCCAGUGUUGCAAAGGCCCCCAGACCUGACCCUUCCAGUGAGCCUCCGUUCAGUGUGGCACCCAACUCAGCAAAGACCCCCAGACUUGACCCUGGUAAUGAGCCGUCGGCUGGAGUGGUGCCCAACUCAGCAAAGGCCCCCAGACCUGACCCUUCCAGUGAGAGACCGGCUGGGGUUGUGCCCAGCACAGCGAAGAUCUCCAGACCUGACCCUUCCAGUGAGUUGCCGGCUGGGGUGGUGCCCAGCACAGCGAAGAUCUCCAGACCUCACCCUUCCAGUGAGCCCCCAGUCAGGAUGGUGCCCAACACAAGGCCAGGGACGGGGAAAGAUGAGGUUCAUACAUCAUUCAACUUGGAUGAUGAGGAUGUUGCAGCAGCCUGUGCUGUCAUGGAGGGCGAGAAUGUCGAGGCUGAAGGUGCUGGCCAGGUCAGUGAGGAUGAACAGAACAAGGUCAAGAGUGAAUUGGAGAUGGUUACCAUGGAAACUGAGAGCAGAGGGGAUGGAACAUAUGUCAGCACUUCUGUCCUAGUGGAACAAAUGCUAGCCAAAGGGAACUUCAAGAAUGAAGAGGAGCGAGCGCGGCAGGAGCGCAUCCUUCGCCAGAAGCUGAAGCAGCAGGAGUUUCAGGCCAGGCUCAAGCACAAACACUCCGGAGGACAGAAGGAAAACGCCACAAGUCCCCGAACCAGACGUGCAUCCAAGGUGACAACAGCCGCAGCAUCCCCAAGCCUCGGUCCACCAGUAGCAACAUCCACACCGGCACCUUCUGUCAAGUCCCGCAAGUCUGCGGAGAAUGAGGGUCUACAGCACAACCAGCAAACUGGACCAGUUCCACUGCUGGCAGAGGAGGACUUUGAUGAAAUCGAGGUGUGGAGCCAGGUGGUCUACCCAGACAACCUGGAGGAGCUGAACAACAGCCGAACCGUGAGGAGCAGCUCCAGGAAGUCAGCAGAGGAAAACAGAGCCAAGAGGAAGAGGCUGUCUCAUGAACUCCUGUCUUGAUGACUGACAGACAUACAAUGGCAGCGCAAGAAUAACUGAUGCCUCAACACUGUAGUAUUGUCACCUCACAGUGAUGUAUCUCUGUGACACAGCAAUGGGAGAGGAAUGGGAGAGGAAUGGAGAUAUUCCCCAAACUUAUGAACACACAAUGCCAUUUAGAAGGUGGUCAAAUGUAACAAAUGUUAUGUUUGGGAUAACACUUUCUUAGUAAAGUACAGAUUCUCAUACUUUUGGGGGUUCAGGCCCGUCCAGGAUUCAA
Haliotis rufescens (red abalone) is the source of this 2154-nucleotide messenger RNA. Its product is annotated as DNA repair and recombination protein radC-like. The record is from RefSeq and is a predicted model, not a curated record. The transcript has 11 exons. Lineage: Eukaryota; Metazoa; Mollusca; Gastropoda; Lepetellida; Haliotidae. Gene Ontology annotation, cellular component: nucleus. Gene Ontology annotation, biological process: double-strand break repair via homologous recombination; double-strand break repair via single-strand annealing; mitotic recombination. Bases 285 to 1895 code for a protein of 536 amino acids.